GAGAGUGUCGGACACAUGACAUAGAUUUGCGCCUCUAGUUUGAAUUUUAGUUUUUAGGUUAGUUUCCACUUUCCGCAUAAUUUUAUAGGCCUACAGUAAAGACAGUAAUAGAUUUUCGAAUUCCCUUUUCUAUUGAGCUAUAUUACCAAACUUUCCUAUUAUUUCAGCAGUGCCUAAUUUUUAUUACUUCAAGACGUCCCCUUUGGAGUAUACAAUAUCAAUCUGCCAAUUAAUCUAACAUUGUACACUCUGUCCUCUGCGACCGCUACGCACGCAGGUUGCAAAUUGCAAAAAUCUAGAACAUGUCUGCAUUACAAACAGUGAGAUCAUAUUGGAAAUAUUUGAUUGAAGGCAAAGGUUUUGAAACUAUAUUGAAUACCACACAGAUCGUAUCAGCAGGCGAAGGAAAAUGUACUGCAGAAAUGGUAGUAAGAGAGCAACAUCUGAAUGCUCUAGGGACGCUGCAUGGAGGCUGUACAGCUACUUUGGUCGAUAUGAUAUCUUCUAUGGCUCUGGUUACAACUGAGCAAGCAAAUACUGGUGUCUCAGUAGAUAUGUCAAUUUCGUAUUUGAGAGCAGCUACAUUGGGUGAAAAAAUUAUAAUUGAGGCAAAAACAAAUAAAUCGGGGAAAACGUUGGCGUUCCUUGAUGUUGCUAUCAAGAAAAGUAAUGGCGAUUUGAUAGCUACUGGAACGCAUACAAAAUUCGUUGUAAAAUCAAAUUGAUCUUGAAUGAGACACCAUUGGUAAUGCAGCCAUCGGUAGACUUAAAACUACUUACCUUAAACCACUUACUUAGUUAUUUCUCUAUUCAAGAAGUAUUGAAGAAGGCUUUACUUUUUGUUUGUUUCAUAGAUUAGAAAUACAAUUCUUUCUUAUUUAAUUCAAUGAAUUAAUAAUUGAACUAACAUGUAUCUUAGGGUAAUUUAUUCGCCUCCGAUUAUAAAUGUUUGCAUCUUAAAUGUCAAAUUCAGCGAAUAUUGUUGUGUCAAACUCAAUGAUAGUGUAAGAUUUAUGUCAACCGUAUGCGUGUUCAUAUUCUUAUAAUGGUAUUGGGAUUUUAGUAUUGAUGGAAGGUAAUUGAUGUAUAUUAUAUUAUUGACGGUAUUUGUAUUAAUUAUUGAUGGUUUCUGAUGGUGCUCUUCCUUUUUUUGGCUGUCGUUUUUCUAGUUGCUGAAACAAUUAAAAGUAUUAGAUUGUGUACAGUUAUAUGGUAAAAAAGUCUACAAUUGAAUAGUAUUUUUCGUCAUGUGAUGUUAAUAAAUUAUUGUUGAACGAAA
Molecule: messenger RNA, 1279 nt
Organism: Nilaparvata lugens (brown planthopper)
Lineage: Eukaryota; Metazoa; Arthropoda; Insecta; Hemiptera; Delphacidae
Product: acyl-coenzyme A thioesterase 13
Exons: 3
Coding region: 303-725 (140 amino acids)
Molecular function (GO): fatty acyl-CoA hydrolase activity
Source: RefSeq, a predicted model, not a curated record